Messenger RNA from Onychostruthus taczanowskii (white-rumped snowfinch), 2384 nucleotides. RefSeq names its product immunoglobulin superfamily DCC subclass member 3 (gene IGDCC3). Lineage: Eukaryota; Metazoa; Chordata; Aves; Passeriformes; Passeridae. Gene Ontology annotation, cellular component: axon; plasma membrane. The transcript is spliced from 14 exons. The record is from RefSeq and is a predicted model, not a curated record. Bases 54 to 2384 code for a protein of 776 amino acids. Gene Ontology annotation, biological process: cell-cell adhesion; axon guidance. Gene Ontology annotation, molecular function: protein binding.
GCUGCUCCCUCCCCGUGGGGCGCAGGGAGGCGAGCCCGCCCGCCCGGGAUGCCAUGGCUCCGCCGGGCUCCGCGCUGCCCGCCUGCCUGCUGGGGCUGCUGCUGCUUGUCUGCCGCGGAGAUUUUGGCCGUUCCUCUGAGCUGGCAUUCGUUGUGGAGCCUAGUGAUGACAUAGCUGUGCAGGAGCAACCCUUGAUCCUCUACUGCCAGGUGGAGGGCAUCCAGCCCAUCACCAUCACGUGGCGGAAGAAUGGCGUGAUGAUCGUGGACAGUGAGAAUGCCUUUAUGCUGGCCAACGGGUCUCUCUACGUGUCCCGCUUCCAGAGGGUCCGGGGAGAUGGGUCCUCGGAUGAAGGCGAGUACGACUGCAUGGCACAGAACCACUACGGGCUGCUGGUGAGCCGGAAGGCAAAGAUUCAGGCAGCAACAAUGUCUGACUUCCACAUCCACCCUCAGAAUGCAGUGGUGGAGGAAGGUGGUGUAGCAAGAUUCCAGUGCCAGAUCCACGGCUUGCCUGAGCCAGUCAUCCUGUGGCAUAAGAACAGCAUGCCAGUCAACACAGACAACGAAAGGUACACGCUGCUUCCCAAGGGGGUUCUCCAGAUAACGGGGCUGAGGGCAGAAGACAGUGGGAUAUUUCACUGCGUUGCCACCAAUAUUGCUAACGUGAAGUUCAGCCGGGAGGCACGGCUCACCGUGUCAGGCUCCCACUCCACCGUGUACAAGGACCCCAUGAUUCUGGUGGGCCCGGAGAACCUGACGCUGACCGUGCACCAGACAGCAGUGCUGGAGUGCAUCGCCACCGGCAACCCCCGGCCCAUCGUCUCCUGGAGCCGCCUCGACGGCCGCCCGAUUGGCGUGGAGGGGAUCCAGGUGCUGGGCACAGGAAACCUCAUGAUCUCGGACCUCACAGUGCAGCACUCUGGCAUCUACGUGUGCGCCGCCAACAAACCCGGCACGCGGGUGCGCCGCACCGCGCAGGGCAGCCUCGUCGUGCAAGCCCCAGCAGAGUUUGUGCAGCAUCCCCAGUCCAUUUCCAGACCCGUGGGGACUACUGCAAUCUUCACAUGCGUGGCCCAAGGGGAGCCCCCUCCCCAGAUCACGUGGCUGAGGAACGGGCAGAUCCUGGAGACCAGCGACCACAUCAAGCUGAAGAAUAACAACAGCACUCUCUCCAUCUAUGGGAUCAACCAGGCGGAUGAAGCCAUCUACCAGUGCCUGGCCGAGAACAGCGCGGGCUCCACGCAGGCCAGCGCGCGCCUCACCGUGCUGUGGGCUGAUGGGCUGCCCAGCCCUCCUCAGAGCGUGAGGGCAGAGACUGUCUCUGCAACCACCAUCCAGGUGUCCUGGGAAAAGCCCCUGCAGAACACCAAGGAGAUCAUUGGCUAUGUGCUGCACAUCCGGAAAGCUGCAGAUCCCGUAGAGAUGGAGUACCAGGAGGCUGUUAGCAAGAGCACCUUCCAGCAGCUAGUGACUGAUCUGGAGCCCUCGACCAGCUACAGCUUUUAUAUAAAGGCUUACACCUCCCGGGGUGCCAGCAAAGCCUCAGAAGUCACGGUGGUGAGCACGCUGGGGGAAGUCCCAGCCAUGCCAUCCCUCUUUAUUAAAGUCAUUAACAGCACCACCGUGCAGGCAACGUGGGAGCCCUCCAUCAAACUGGGCCAGCACGAAGGCUUCAAGCUGUAUUACCGCAAAGUCCACCUCUCCCAGUACACAGGUCCAGUGCUCCUGGCCAGCAACAUCACAGCCUACAACAUUACCCACCUGGACGCGUCGGUGGUGUACGAAGUCAAGCUCCUCGCCUACAACCAGCAUGGGGAUGGAAACUCCACUGUCCGCUUUGUGUCCCUGAGGGAAACUGUGGAGAGGACAGUGCUGAAUCCUCCCUGUGACUGCAUGAAGGACGAGCAGAACAACAAAACCUCCACAACUGGCAUCAUCAUCGGGAUCCACAUCGGUGUCACGUGCAUCAUAUUCUGCAUCCUCUUCCUUAUGUUUGGGUACCGAGGAAGGCUGCUGAUGUGCAAAAAUGUGCAGGAGCAGCUGUCAACCCCUCAGAUCCCCCGGAGCCAGCGGAGUGCCACGGGCCUUGUCCUGAACGGGGCCACUCGUAGAGACAGGGACGACCGGGACUUGAAUGGAAAGCAGCUGGAUAUGAACGAGCUGGAGAGGUUAUUCCCAGCAUCCCCGUCCCAGGAGCAGCAGGAGAAGGGAAUAACGUCGGCUCACAGCCUGCCAGCCCCCCAUGACGAAACCCAGAUCUCCACACUCCCUCUGGAUGAGUUCAGCAUCAUUGAGGAGCAGCCAGACCCCCUCCCAAAAAACCCCCAUGGCAGCAGUCCUGCUGCUCCGGCUCCCAACCACGGUCCUGCCAAUGAAGGAUAA